GUGUGUGUGUGUGUGUGUAUGUGUGUGCUUCCUCCCCAUCUUCUAUUGCAAUCCUCAGAAGUCUCUCCGAGAGAGCGAGAGAGCGCCUGAUACUGAGAGCCAGCCUGCAAUCAACAAGGCACUAUGCAUUUCAGACCGCUACUGUAGGGGGAAUUACAGCUUCUCCUAGCCAGCUGCCAGCAUGAUUUCAUCUGCUGGAGGAUUUUUGCAUCUGAUCGUUUGAGUUUUUUUUCCUUCCCUCUGUCUUUGUUUCCUUCCCCUUCUCCCCCCCCACCCCCCUUUCCUCCUCCUCCUCCUCCUCCUCUUUUUUUAGAAGCAGCAGUCGGAGAUGGAUGUCUCUCUUUGCCCUACCAAGUGCAGUUUCUGGAGGGUAUUUUUGCUCUGGAGCAUUUGGGGAGACUAUCUGCUGUCGGUGCUGGCGUGCCCUGCGAAUUGCCUUUGCAGCAAGACAGACAUCAAUUGCAAGAAGCCGGAUGAUGGGAACCUCUUCCCUCUCUUGGAAGGGCAGGAUUCAGGCACCAGCAAUGGGAACACCAGCAUCAACAUCACUGACAUCUCAAGGAACAUCACUUCAAUACACAUAGAGAACUGGAAGAACUUGCAGACGCUGAAUGCUGUAGACAUGGAGCUGUACACGGGACUCCAGAGGCUGACAAUCAGGAACUCAGGACUUCGCAGCAUCCAGCCGCGAGCCUUUGCCAAGAACCCUCAUCUGCGCUACAUAAACCUCUCCGAUAACCGGCUUACCACACUGUCAUGGCAACUCUUCCAGACACUGAGGCUUUCUGAACUGACACUUGAAAGAAACCUUUUUAACUGCAGCUGUGACAUCCGCUGGAUUCAGCUCUGGCAGGAGAAGGGUGAAGCAAACCUGCAGAAACAGGAGCUGUACUGCAUGAACAUGGAGGCUGCUGUCAUUCCCCUGCAGGAGAUGAACAUCACCCAGUGUGAUCUGCCCGAGAUCAGCGUCAGCCACAUUAACCUGACUGUGCGGGAAGGUGAGAACGCGGUGAUCACCUGCAAUGGCUCAGGCUCGCCGCUGCCAGACGUAGACUGGACGGUUGCAGAUCUGCACUCCAUCACUACUCACCAGACAAACCUCAACUGGACUAACGUUCAUGCCAUCAAUUUGACUCUGGUGAACGUCACCAGUGAGGAUAACGGGUUCCUCCUGACAUGUAUUGCUGAGAACGUGGUGGGAAUGACCAAUGCCAGUGUGCUGCUCACGGUCUACUAUCCGCCACGCAUUCAGAGCCUGGAGGAGCCAGAGCUGCGUCUGGAGCAUUGCAUUGAGUUUGUGGUGCAUGGGAACCCAGUGCCCAGCCUUCACUGGCUGCACAAUGGCCAGGUCCUCAGGGAGACUGAGAUCAUCCGCAUGGAGUUCUAUCAGCAGGGUGAAGUGUCUGAGGGCUGUCUACUCUUCAACAAGCCCACUCACUACAACAAUGGCAACUACACCCUCGUGGCCACCAAUCCGCUGGGGACAGCCAACCAGACCAUCAAAGGGCACUUCCUCGAGAAGCCCUUUCCAGUUGGUGACUAUGAAGUGAGCCCCACCCCACCUAUCACCGUGACCCACAAACCAGAGGAGGAUACAUUUGGGGUAUCCAUAGCAGUUGGGCUUGCAGCUUUCGCCUGUGUCCUCUUGGUGGUGCUCUUUAUUAUGAUCAACAAGUAUGGUCGACGGUCCAAGUUUGGGAUGAAAGGUCCCGUGGCAGUGAUCAGCGGGGAGGAGGAUUCUGCCAGCCCCCUCCAUCAUAUCAACCAUGGCAUCACCACACCCUCGUCGCUGGAUGCUGGCCCGGACACGGUGGUGAUCGGCAUGACCCGUAUCCCCGUCAUCGAGAACCCCCAGUACUUCAGGCAAGGCCACAACUGCCACAAGCCAGACACAUAUGUUCAGCAUAUUAAGAGGAGAGACAUCGUUCUGAAGAGGGAACUGGGAGAAGGUGCCUUCGGGAAGGUGUUCUUGGCCGAGUGCUACAACCUUAGCCCCACCAAGGACAAGAUGCUGGUGGCAGUGAAGGCUCUGAAAGACCCCACUUUGGCAGCCCGCAAGGAUUUCCAGAGGGAGGCAGAGCUGCUCACCAACCUGCAGCAUGAGCACAUUGUCAAGUUCUAUGGGGUCUGCGGUGACGGGGACCCUCUCAUCAUGGUCUUUGAAUACAUGAAGCAUGGGGACCUGAAUAAGUUCCUGAGGGCGCACGGCCCAGAUGCUAUGAUCCUGGUGGACGGGCAGCCUCGACAGGCCAAGGGGGAGCUGGGGCUGUCCCAGAUGCUGCACAUUGCCAGCCAGAUUGCCUCUGGAAUGGUGUACCUUGCUUCCCAGCACUUCGUCCACAGAGACCUGGCAACCAGGAACUGCUUGGUUGGAGCCAACCUGCUGGUGAAGAUUGGCGACUUUGGGAUGUCAAGAGAUGUCUACAGCACUGAUUACUACAGGGAAGGGCCGCAUCCGAAGGGCCAAUGCAGCGCAGCGUGGCAGCGGCAGAGACUAGCACGACCAGCAGCUAAAACAGGGGCCUCUAUCUUAUUCACUACACACCAUACAACAUCUGCAGUGAAAGAGGAAAGGAUGCUAUGGAUACCACCUUCAUUCAUGACACACCAUACAAUAUCCGCGGUGAAUGAGGUUGGAGGACACACCAUGCUGCCCAUCCGCUGGAUGCCCCCUGAGAGCAUCAUGUACCGGAAGUUCACAACAGAGAGUGACGUGUGGAGCUUUGGGGUGAUCCUCUGGGAGAUCUUCACAUAUGGGAAGCAGCCCUGGUUCCAGCUCUCAAACACAGAGGUCAUCGAGUGCAUCACCCAAGGCCGAGUCUUGGAGAGGCCUCGAGUUUGUCCCAAGGAGGUUUAUGACAUCAUGUUGGGCUGCUGGCAGAGGGAACCUCAACAGCGGCUCAACAUCAAGGAAAUCUACAAGAUCCUUCAUGCUCUUGGCAAGGCCACACCAAUCUACCUGGACAUCCUUGGCUAGCAGUGGCCACUUGUCAAAAGUUCCUGCUCCUUCCUUCCUCCACCCUCCCCACCUCCUCUUCUCCCCAACCCUUUCAGCCCCCAAGCAAACAUCUUCAUAUAAACUCAAGUGCCUGCUACACAUACAACACUGAAAAACAAAACAAAACAAACAAAAAAACAACCUGUAAGGCAGUUUGGCUUAUAUAUAUUUAUAGAUAUAUAGAUAUAGAUAUAUAUACCUUCCACACCAAUACAGAAAGAAGCUGCUGUUACAGAAACUAUAAGACUUUACAAAACAAAACAAAAAAGAAGAGAAGAAACGUAAAGUACUUAAACAAAAAAAAGGAGGAAUCUUUUCCCCCAAGCUGUGGAGCAGUGAAACAUGACCCUGCUGUGCUUUGUCCGCUCGUGCCGAGCUCAAGACUCUUGCUAGCGCAGAGAAAAGCUCUGGGAGGAGGCCCUGCCCCGUUUGUAAGAUAUGCACUGAAUGUGUGACUCAGUUCCCCUUCCCCCCCCCCCCCCGGGCGUUCGGGCGCUGAGCCAGGGCAGUGCCCCUGGAGGAACUUGCAAUUCCGCCCGCCCAGCUCCACCCUUUUCCUCCUUUUGACAUUGCAGGACAAUUUUUCUAAUUUGCCAAUUCUUAAAUGUAGAGACUCAAGGCUUUCGGAACAUACAGUAAAGGAUCGCGGCACCUACGGGUAAACCACACACGAGAAACAGCCACCCUCCCACAGAACACAGACAAGAGGAACUGAACCUUUCUAUUGCCCAGCACCAACCCUUUGUCAGACUCUGGGGAUCAGUGCCGGGGACCAGAGCAGCUGCCUGGGAGAGCCAUACAGAGAGCAGAGUUGGGGAGGGGCCUGUGCCAUUCUAAGGAUGCUUUGACCGCACUUCGGCAUGGGGGACAGGCACCCAGCCCAUGCAUCGCCCCCAAAUAGAGGGCGGUUUUGAAAGCAAAACCCUCCGCCCUGCUUCUUUUGCCAGGGGACACAAUAGAGAUGUGAGGAGAGCCCCCGCCAUACAGAUGGGCCAAAUUCAUCCCUGGCGCAACGGCGCUGAAAUCAGGGCUUUCCCCCAGGGUGUGUUCAAAGGCUGUAGUUUGUCAUCUGGCUGGGGACUGAUUGGCACUGCCACAGGGGUGCUCUUCAGGGUUAGUAUGCCAUGCUGCCCCUCCUCUCUUUCCCCUGCCCCCACCAUCCACCCCCCUCUCCCUUCGUCCAGUACCUGCCAAAGGGGUGGGGGGUGCAGGGGAAACGAAGGGGUCUGGGAGAUGGCUGGGAACCUAUCAGCACCUGCCCAGGCCCUGUUGACAUUCCCCUCACGUCUCCAGGCCCUGAAAGGAUUGAUGCAUCUGCCUUUGAGCUGCUGUGAAAAUGCAGAGGCUGAAGAAUAGCUCCACUGGCAGCCCGGGGAGCUGGGGGAGGGGAAGGUGGUUCCUUCCCGAGGAGACAGCUCAGCAAAUGGCCACUGCGGCCAGCCUUGCAUGUCAAUGAGGACAAAGGCCUGGCCAAGGGGACAGGGACAGCCAGGGGAGGGGGAGAGAAGCAGGCCCCGUCCCAUGCCCCCAUCAAUAAAAGGAAUCAACCUCCUGGCGAAAGGCUUCCUCAGAGACGGACUCCUGCUCGAAGCAGGCCUGGGAAACAAACAUUUCUGGUUCGUUUCUCCUCCAGCUAAUGGAGGAACGAGGGGAGAAUGUGCCGCUUGGCAGCUCUAGCCAGGAGGAGCCUGGAGCACGGGAGCCAUUGUCAAGGCGGAAUCUGAAAGGUGACCGCUGCAGACCCAGAAAUAGCUUGUUGGGAUGUGGCCCUUGUCAUGGAAGGAAUGGGGGGAUCUUCUCUCCUCCCCUCCCCCCCCAGCAUCCCUUGCCCAGAGCAAUCAACAGAGCAGGCUACAUUCGAGAAAGGAUCCUUCUGUCCAGCUGGUGACGUAGUUGUGGCGUGCUGCACAGAGGACACCCCAUCCCCUCCCCCCUACCAUCACCCCAUUUAUCUGGAGCUGUCUUGUUCAUGGCUUAAAUCAGAGGAGGGGGCCCUGGUACAGGGAGGGGAAGUAAGCAGAUCCAGGGGAAGGCCUCUCUGGUGCUAGUGGAGCAGAGUCUGCAGGGGCGAAGGCUGCUGGAGAGGGAUGGGUGCAGUGGCUUAUUUGGCUGAGGCGGUGCUUGCUGUAAUAAAGGCAUUGGUGAGGGGAGUGGAGACAAAAUGUGACUCUUCGGCCUGCCUUACAAAAA
Messenger RNA from Chrysemys picta bellii (western painted turtle), 5188 nucleotides. RefSeq names its product neurotrophic receptor tyrosine kinase 3 (gene NTRK3). NCBI's taxonomy places the organism in Eukaryota, Metazoa, Chordata, Testudines, Emydidae. Gene Ontology annotation, molecular function: neurotrophin binding; neurotrophin receptor activity; cell-cell adhesion mediator activity. Gene Ontology annotation, cellular component: plasma membrane; signaling receptor complex; axon. Gene Ontology annotation, biological process: cellular response to nerve growth factor stimulus; protein phosphorylation; positive regulation of neuron projection development. The record is from RefSeq and is a predicted model, not a curated record.